This is a messenger RNA of Osmerus eperlanus (European smelt), 2094 nucleotides long. RefSeq names its product transmembrane protein 38B (gene tmem38b). The record is from RefSeq and is a predicted model, not a curated record. The transcript has 6 exons. Gene Ontology annotation, molecular function: identical protein binding; potassium channel activity. NCBI's taxonomy places the organism in Eukaryota, Metazoa, Chordata, Actinopteri, Osmeriformes, Osmeridae. Gene Ontology annotation, cellular component: membrane. The coding region runs from base 304 to 1242 and encodes 312 amino acids. Gene Ontology annotation, biological process: potassium ion transmembrane transport.
CAAAAAUGGCGGACGUUGCUGGAAUUCCGCCGUCAAGCUGAUGUUGAAUGUGAUGAUGCCCAUCCCGCGCUAUACAGAUCGGAGUGUGUCCCGUGAGAGCUGCUAACCAGCUGUUGUGUUGGGCAGUUUGACUCUAUAGAGAAACACAGCUGGCUGCCGGGGAGCGUCCAAAAGAAACUGCACGGUACAACGGAUCGACUGCUGACUUCACUGAUGCUCAGAAUUGGACGGCUGCCGUGACUUCCACACCUAGGAUUUAAAAAGAUAGAAGCCUCUAUAUUGGGGGUUGCAGUGCAAAGAAGUAUGGAUUUGUUUGGGCUUCUGAAUUUGGACGAACUGUCCCAUGGUUUGGCGGGUCUGUCAAUGUUUCCGUAUUUUGACAUAGCGCACUAUAUCGUGUCGGUGAUGUCUCUGAGAGAACAGCCAGGCGUGCUGGAGGUGUCGAGGAGGAGCCCUCUGGCCUGCUGGUUCAGCUCCAUGCUGUUCUGCUUCGGAGGGGCCGUGCUGUCCGGCCUCAUGAUGGCCGAGCCGCUCAUCGCCCCCCUGAACAACUCCACCAACGUCCUGCUGGCCUCCCUCAUCUGGUACCUGGUGUUCUACUGCCCCCAUGACGUGAUGUACUCGGUGGCGGCGGUCGUGCCGCUGCGGAUGGUUCUGACCGCCAUGAAGGAAGUGACACGCACCUGGAAGGUGCUGGGCGGAGUCACCCAGGCACACAGCAAGUACCGAGAUAGCCUGCUGGUCAUGGUGGCUGUCGGCUGGGCCAAAGGUGCAGGCGGAGGCCUCAUCAGUAACUUUGAGCAGCUGGUCAGAGGGGUCUGGAAGCCAGAGACCAAUGAGCUCCUCAAGAUGUCCUACCCCACGAAGAUCACCCUGGUAGGAGCGGUGCUGUUCUCCCUCCAGCAGACCCAGUACCUCCCCCUCCAGAAGCACCACCUCAUGCUGCUCUACACCAUCUUCACCGUGGUCAACAAGACAAGGAUGAUGCUUACAGGCUCCUCCUCCUCGCCCUUUGCUCCGAUCGAGUCAGCCGUGUACCAGACCCUCUUUGCUGGCUCCUCCCCCUACUCCGCCCUCACCUCCGAGGCCACGCGCCCUGCUGGGCAGGCUCCAGUGGAUAACGGUGCGCAGGCCAAGACCCUGCCCAAGGAGGAGGGCCUGAACGGGGCAGCGAAGGCCGCGACCAAGCAGAAGGGCUCCCCCAGGACCAAAGACCCCCCCGAGACCAAGAAGACUGACUAGCGACCACAGGGGGGGCGGAGCUAACUAGCAUGAGCUAAGCUAGAGGGGUUUACAAUGCUGUUUACACUGUUCUUAAUGUAGUGUUUAUAGGGGGGUUGAAGUGCAUGUGACUUGAUUGGUGGCUGGUUGAUUAUUCUAUUUAUUUUUGCAUUUAUACUGUAGCACGAUCCUCUGUUUUAUUGUUCACUUGUUCUUUUGGCUGGAUCCAGCACUUUCAGGCACCUCAGAAGAUCUUUAUUUAGUUCACUCAGUAAUAUCAAACCAAUGGAUGGUCCCCCAGUGUGUAAGACAAGUGAAAUGUGGCCCAAAUACUGUGUUCCUUGACUGCUGGUUAUUUUCAUUGACCCUGGGACAGGCCUUCUAUGCUGUUAUCCACUGUGAGACUGGGGGAAUUCUCCCUGUAACUGGGCUGGUCUGAUCCACACAUGCACACGCACUUGCACACAUGCAUGUAGCUAUUUUCAGUCUUUGAUUAUUUAUAAUGAGUGGAUUUUAUGGAGCUGCUUUCCUGCAAGAUGAUCAUCUUUUUUCCUAACCCGGUGUUGAUUGGAUCUUUCUAUCUGUAGGGUUUGGUUGGAUGGGAGACCUGCUGAUCUGGGAAUGUUGUGGACCUAUGUGUGUCCUACUGUGCUCUGAAAUUGAGAAUAUUUUUAAAAGAGAGAAAAAUACUGUCAAUAAUAUAUUACAUUUAUGUACUCAGAGGAUUUAUUCUAUUUAUAUACUCAAGGUAACGGCACUUGUGAAUGUAAGAAACUUACAAAGGGAUGCUUUUUACUGUGUUCUGUUUCCUUGGUGGAUGCUUUUACAAUACUGUUGAAAAUCACAGGAGUAAAAUUUUUCACAUGCACUUUA